CCUUACCUCGCAGUCGUUGCUGGAUUAGAAAAAAAACAGACUUCUUGUUUCAGAGUUGAUCGAGAUGGAGUUCUGUCCAACAUGUGGGAACUUGCUGCGUUACGGUCAAUCACAGUUCUUCUGCUCGACAUGUCCUUACAUCGCCCGCAUAGAAAGACAGGUUGAGAUAAAGAAGAAGCAAUUGCUGGUUAAGAAAUCAAUUGACCCGGUUGUGAAGAAAGAUGAUAUACCAAAAGGACCUGAAACUGAAGCACCGUGUCCAAGAUGCGGGCACGACAAGGCAUACUUUAAAACAAUGCAGAUUCGUUCAGCGGAUGAGCCAGAAUCGAGAUUUUAUAGAUGCGUCAAGUGCGAGCAAACUUGGCGCGAGGAAUGAUCAUCCCUUUAUACUUUUCCAUCCACAAGAAAAGAAAGCCAAUCUAUCUAAUCAUUAAUUUCGCUCUUUUGAGUUUUUUUUUUGUUUGUUGUUUGUAACUUGUAACACUGGCAAUUUUCGAUAGCUUUCAGAGUUAUCUGCCUUUGUUUUGUUUGGGAAUGUUUCUGUGUGAUUUAAGCAGUUUUGAUGUUUGUUUACAGUUUCUUAUAAACCACAAUGAAACAUUCAUCUGAAUGGAUUUUCUUUGUAUU
This is a messenger RNA of Brassica napus (rape), 627 nucleotides long. RefSeq names its product DNA-directed RNA polymerase III subunit RPC10. Gene Ontology annotation, biological process: DNA-templated transcription; regulation of DNA-templated transcription; termination of RNA polymerase III transcription. The transcript has 3 exons. Gene Ontology annotation, molecular function: nucleic acid binding; DNA-directed RNA polymerase activity; zinc ion binding. The record is from RefSeq and is a predicted model, not a curated record. NCBI's taxonomy places the organism in Eukaryota, Viridiplantae, Streptophyta, Magnoliopsida, Brassicales, Brassicaceae. Bases 65 to 376 code for a protein of 103 amino acids. Gene Ontology annotation, cellular component: RNA polymerase III complex.